This is a messenger RNA of Vicia faba (fava bean), 660 nucleotides long. The record is from the annotation of a GenBank genome assembly. NCBI's taxonomy places the organism in Eukaryota, Viridiplantae, Streptophyta, Magnoliopsida, Fabales, Fabaceae.
AUGAUAAACGUUUAUGUGUUUUUAGUGGGCCUUGUAUUAAUUGUAAUGUCUGCUUUAUUGGUUCAUGUUCCAAAAUUCAUUAGUUGGGGGUCAGAAAAACUUGGUUGUCGUUCACAAGACGCAUGGCUUGACAUUGUACCGGGGUCCCGAAAAAUUAUCAAUUUAUUCUGGGCGUCUUUCACUCUUUUAGGUUCAUUAGGAGUUUUAUAUAUUUCAGUUUCCAGUUAUUAUGGGAGGGAUUUUUUCUCUUUCAUUUCGUCCGAAUUUGUCAUUCCUUUUUUGACACAAGGAGUCACGCUGACUUUCUAUGGAAUUGCCGGUCUCUUUCUAAGUUUACAUUGGUGGCUUCUAAUUUUUUGGAAUGUGGGGAGUGGCUAUAAUUUUUUCGAUAAAAAAAAUCGAAUGGUAUGUUUUUUUCGUUACGGAUUUCCUGGAACAUAUCGUCGUAUUUUUCUCCGAGUUCGUAUGGAAGAUAUUCAGUCCCUCAUACUACAAGCUAACCCAGAACCUAGUAGUGGUGUCCUUUAUAUGCAAACCAGAGAACAGGGGACCAUUCCCUUGACUCCUGUUGAUGAUAGGACUCCAUGCAACGUUAUACAAAAAGCUUGGGACUUGUCCAGAUUCUUGAGUGUACCAAUGGAAAUCGUUCCAUAUUCUUGA